This is a messenger RNA of Dreissena polymorpha, 2146 nucleotides long. RefSeq lists its product as uncharacterized. The record is from RefSeq and is a predicted model, not a curated record. The transcript is spliced from 9 exons. Lineage: Eukaryota; Metazoa; Mollusca; Bivalvia; Myida; Dreissenidae. The coding region runs from base 29 to 1915 and encodes 628 amino acids. Gene Ontology annotation, molecular function: ubiquitin-protein transferase activity.
GAAAAAAGAAAUAUUGACCCCGCAGUAAAUGCUAUAUUCGAAGAAAAUGGCGGCGCAAUUCGUUCAGAGAGCUAAAGAAAUUAUUUUAUCAUGCGGUAGAAUUGUACUUGGUGAUCAAAGUAGGAAUGUUUUGGACGACUCUCUCCUUACCCUUAAUUCGUUGUUGCUAAAUGUUAGGAGAAUGUGCACCGAACAUCCGAGGAUGGAAGAACUUGCUAACAUCAUUGUCCGUAUGAUUGAAUCCAUAGAGCAACAUAAGAAUUCCUCGUUUCCAUCGGUCAGGUUCUUUUCUGCCAAUCAACAGAGGACAAGAGGUCGUCCUGUGUAUGUAAUUUCUCGAGAACAGCUGGAAUUCUUCAUUGAAGCUGGCUUUACAAGACGACAAAUGGCAGAUCUUCUGCAUGUGUCUGACUCAUCGGUCAAGCGAAGGCUUAGAUCCUUUGGUCUAAAGCUGAGGCAGACAUACUCGGUGCUGUCAAAUAAUGCAUUAGAUGAUCUUGUACGAGAAGUGACCCAAGGGAACCCGUCCCUUGGUCAGAGAAUGGUUCAAGGCCUGCUGCAGAGCCGAGGACAUAGAGUUCAGAGGCAGAGAGUUGCUGACAGCCUAAUACGAGUUGAUGCCGCAGCAGUGGCUUUGAGAUGGUGUCAUUCCAUAAGACGACGGGUCUACAAGGUUGCAGCACCAAAUUCAUUGUGGCAUAUUGAUGGAAACCACAAGUUAAUCAGGGAUGUUUCUCAACCAGAAGACGAAUAUGGAGACACUGAGGUACCUGAAAUAAGAACGUCAACAAGUUCAGGACCUGUGACAACAUCUGAAGAACUCACGCAGAUGCUGCGCGAGCAAGCGAGGACAUGCAUCAGACAGACAGAUGAAGAUCCACUGACACUGGAGGUUCGCAGGAAUUUUGUGCUGCGGGAUGCUCUCCAGUAUAUAAGAGUUUCACAGGAGGACCUACACAGCCCCCUGCACAUCCGCUACCUGGAAGAACAAGGCAUCGACCUGGGAGGGUUGAGAAGAGAAUUUUGGACACUUUUUCUGUACCAGGUGUCUCAUUCGACAUUUAUAACUGGACGACCGGGACGUCUGGCCUUCCAGAAGAAUUUCAUUGAACAACGUAAGCGGACAUUCUACUAUCUUGGGCAGUUAGUAGCACUGUCCGUCUUACAGGACGGUCCCGGUCUGCCGAUUUUCUCGGAUAUAGUGACCGACUACAUCCUGGACCGUGACCGUAGUGUAGUGAGCGAGGGGGAUCUGCCAGAGCACCUUGCUCAGCUGAUAGAACAGAUGAAGGAGGCCAAUAGUGACGCUGCAGCACAAACACUCUUCCAACAGAUGUUUGAUGAAGCUUGUACUGCUGGGUUUCUAAUCCCAUCCACCAGCUUCAACAAGAGCUUCAUACCAGCCCUGGUUGGUGCCCUAGUCAAUAACCUGGUUGAGAGCAGUCGGGUUGAGCUUGACCAGUUUGUCGAUGGACUGAAGACUCAUCAGGUCCUUGAGUUGCUGCGUUUGAGGCCUGAUGAUAGCUACUGCAUAUUCAGCGGCCGAACAAAACCGGUGACUGUAGAAGCAGUUCGCUUGCUUUUGCAUUUCCGAUAUCGGACUGGGAAUCAUGCAGAAACUGAUCAGCAGACAGCUCAAGGUUUUCUGACGUUCCUCCGAGCUACCAAAGGAUCAACUGCAUCUGUCAACGGGGUUAAGCUACAGCCGAAUGACGUGCUGAUGUGGCUGACGGGAUCAGCGACAAUGCCGGCAGUGGGCUUCCAUAAAGUUAUUGAUGUGGAAUUUGGGGACACGCUUCGGGUUAACACAUGUGCCCUGGUGUUGACGCUGGCUGAAGUGCCACGCGAAGUUGAAGAUGUUGUGCAACAUUACUCCGAACUGCUCAUCAAUAGCCAGACAUUUCAAGCGGAAUAAUUUCCCAAGAUAGUUUAAUACAUCAUGACUCAUUAGGAAAUUGUGUUAUAUUCCUUUUCAUGGGUAUAUAUGGAACGGUAUUUCGGUAAAAAUCAUUCGUGGUGAAUAUUUACAUUAUGACUGAUGUUAAUUCUAAUAUGCUUCAUGACAAUUCCAAACAUGCCGGUUGUCUAUUCGUUUAUACUUUAUGAUUGUGGCAUCAUUGAUGGUGAAUAUAUACAUUAUUCCUGA